Messenger RNA from Vairimorpha ceranae, 3732 nucleotides. RefSeq names its product mot1 helicase-like protein. The record is from RefSeq and is a predicted model, not a curated record. NCBI's taxonomy places the organism in Eukaryota, Fungi, Microsporidia, Nosematidae. The transcript has a single exon. Gene Ontology annotation, molecular function: TBP-class protein binding; ATP hydrolysis activity; ATP binding. Bases 1 to 3732 code for a protein of 1243 amino acids.
AUGAAUAAAUUAGAAAAAUUUUUUAACAUUCUUUCUUCUUCGAAUCCGAAAUUGUUAAAGAAAUACACUACUGAAGAACUUACAUCUCAAAUAAGGGAGUAUGUUGAUUUUACUCCUUAUAUUGUUAAAAAUAUUUAUAAGCUUCUUGUUUCACACAAUUUUGACGAUAGAAUAAAUGGAGCUGAGAUUUUAAAGUCAAUAAUGUUCCAAUUUAAGCUAGUUACUGACUUCAAGAUUGAAUAUUUUGAAAAAAGAGAAGAAUAUUUAGGAUCUACUGGUGAAGAAUUUGAAGGUAAGAAGUUAUCGAUGAAGGAGCAAAAAAAAUUGUUAAAGAAGUUAGCAGGUCUUGAACAUGUAAAAGCAAAUAUUGUUAAUGAAAUAGAUUUUAAAUCCGAUUCUAAUAUAACGAUUAAAAAAAAGAAAAUACAAGAUAAAAACAUAGAGAAUGUUUAUGAUUUUUUUGAAAACCUUACCAACAAUUUACUAAACUACGAGUGGAAUAAAAGGCAUGGAGCAUUUUUGGCAUAUUGUGCAAUUUUUAACUCUGAAACCAAUGGUCAAAUUGAGAUCAAAGUGGAUUCUACACUUUUUUUAAAAAUUUAUGAAAUAUUAAAAUCAGAUAAAUUUACUGAUUUUGUAGAAGAUCGUGUUACUGCUCCUGUUAGAGAAACUGCAGCACAGUUACUUGGUUGUAUUUAUCCAAGAAUAUCUGAAAACAGUAUUAUCGAUGAAUUGAUUAAAUUCUGUGAUGAUGAUGAUUGGCAAACACAAUAUUCUGGUUUAUUAGCACUUACAUAUUUAAAAUCAUACAUUGUUGAUAAAGUAAGGGUAUGCGAAAAAUGUCAAAAUUUACUUCAAUGUAAAGAUGAAGACGUAAAGUUUUUAGCUGCUGAUUUAUUAAUAUACUUUUUUGAAUAUUGUGACAAGAAUAUUGUUUUUGAUAGAUGUUUUAUGAAUAUUAAAGACAAUGAGGAUAUUUCUGUAUCUAAAGUUUCGAUAAUACAAUUAUUGGCUUUAUGUCCAUCUAAAAUAGAUGAUUUUUCUAUUCUUUAUAAUUAUUUUACUUCACCUAUUUCUGAUGUAAGAAAAAGUAUUCUUAAAUUGGCAGAGUCUAUGAAUAAUGACUCUUUAUUUUUUUUAUUCGCUGAACUGAUUUUAAUUGAUGAAAAAGAUGAAAUUCGAAAUGAAGCUGUUUGUAUUCUUAAGGAUAAAAAUCUUAGUUCUGAUUUUAUUAAGCAUUUUAUCUCGAUAUUAGGAACCUCUCUUUAUGAACCAUAUAAUUCUAAUGAUUUUGUAUCUUAUGAUGACUUGUAUUUUACAAAAAGUGGAAUUAAGGUUUUAGGUAAAAAUAUUAUAUUGAAAAACAGAGUGGAAUUGUUUAAAUUAAUUUUUGAAAAAGUUACUGAAUUUGAUUGUAAUUACAUACCCAAUACUUUAAUUGGGUGUGUUUUUAAAAAUAUAAUAAUUAAUUUUAAAUGCAUAAAUGAAGAAAAAAUUAAGAGGAAAAAACUAGAAAAUGAAAUUUUACUAAAGGAUGUUUAUGAUAGAUUUUUAGAUAUCAAACUUGUUCCAUUCAAAGAACUAGAAAACAAAAUCAAUAAUCCAGAAAAGUUAUCAUUACAUCCUAUGGGUGAAAGUAUUUAUGUGGAUUUUUUAAGGUAUACAGUGGUCUAUGAAUAUCCUUUAUUAACUAACAAUUUGAUUAAUUUUUACAAGUAUGAAACUUGUGUAGAAUAUUUAGAAUUUUACACCAAUUUAUUAAUAUCUGCAUAUGAUUCUAAUGUCAUUGUUUUUGAUUCUUUCAUUAAUAGUGCAUAUAACUGUUUAUUGUUAGAUUAUGAAAAUUUUCUUAUAUUUUUUAAGUAUUUUAAAAAUAGACUUUUUUCUCAUAAUUUUUACAAAACAAUUUUAGAUGACAGUAAAAAGUCACAGUUUUUUAGUAAGACAAUUUUUUAUUAUAUAGAUUUUUUAGAAAAUCUCAGAUUUUUAUAUGAUGAAGCAUAUAAUAAUAAUUAUAUUGAUAUAUUAAAAGGAUUCCUGUGUAGUAUUUCCUAUACUGAAGAUUUUAUAGAGAGAAUUUUGAAGAAAAUGGAUUUAAAUUUACUUGAACCUUUAAUAUCUCACAUUGAUUACUCUUAUUUUCCCGUGUUAGUUAAGCCAUUAUUAGGCUUAAUUGCAUCUUCAGAAACUCAAGAAAGCGCAUCAAAAAUAUUUUCGUAUAUAAUACCUAGAUUAAAUUUUAGAAUGAAAUCAGUAAUUUCAAGUUUGUGGAUUGAAAAAAUUUUGGAGUCAAAGAAAGAUUUAGAAUGUCUUUUGGACAAUAAUAAAAUUGAAGAUUACAAAAUAAAAUGUCCUAUAAAAGUUGUUUUGAGGAAGUAUCAACUUGAUGGAGUUAAGUGGAUUAAUUUUUUGUAUAAAUUUAAUUUAAAUGGGAUUUUAGCAGAUGAUAUGGGUUUAGGAAAAACUAUUCAAGUUUUAUCUUUUAUUUGUAGUGAAAUCUACGCCACAGAAAAGAAAGUUCUUGUUAUUUGUCCAUCAAGUUUAACUGGACAUUGGAAAAGUGAAAUUGAUAAUUUUUUUCCUGAUAUUAAAUCUAUAUGUUAUAAGAAAAAUAAGAAUGAAGAUUAUAAUAUUUUAAUAAUCAGUUACGACUCCUUCAGAAAUGAGUAUUUAAGUUUUAUUAACGAAAAUUGGUUUUAUGUCAUUUUUGAUGAAGGGCAUAUUUUACGAAAUUCAUCAACAUUACUUUAUCAGAGAAUUAAUAAAAUUACAUGUAAGCGUAAGCUUAUAUUGACUGGUACACCUGUUCAUAACAGUGUAGAAGACUUGGUUUCUUUAUUUAAUUUGAUUAUGCCGGGUUAUUUGGGAUCUGUUAAAGAAAUUCCUUACAUUUCUGCAAAAAUGUCAGAUAAUGAAAUGAAUAAAAUUCAUAGUAGACUUGAAAAUCUUAAUAAACAAAUACUUCCUUUUAUUUUACGAAGAUUAAAGGUUGAUGUUUUAACAGAUUUACCUCCUAAGAUUAUUAGAGAUAUUUUAGUUGAAAUGGGCCCCGAACAAAAAAGUAUUUAUGUUAAUAUUGAAGAAGAUGGCAGCAGUUUAGAAAAUGUAAAUUAUAAAUCAAUUCAAAAUAAAUGUGAUGGAUUGAAAAGAACCAGAGAUCUUUUAAAUGCUGCUUCUCAUAUUUUGUAUUUUAAGACAUCAUCAGAAGUGUCAUGUAAAAUGAAAGGUUUAGAAGAUAUCAUUAAUUUGUACGGAGGAGAAGAUAUUAAAAACAAAAUAUUAAUUUUUUUUCAGUACAAAACUACGAUAGAUUUCGUAUUACAAGAUUUUAAAAAGAAAUACAAUUUAAAAUAUCUAAGACUUGAUGGUUCUGUACCUGCAUCAAAAAGAGCCAAAAUCGCCCUAGAUUUUAAUACAGGGAAUAUUCCCAUUUUAUUUCUCACUACGCACAUAGGUGGAUUGGGAUUAAAUUUAACAGGAGCUGAUACAGUCAUUUUUUAUGAACAUGAUUGGAAUCCUUUUAAUGAUUUACAAGCCAUGGAUCGUGCACAUCGUAUUGGCCAAAAAAAUACUGUAAAUGUGUUUCGAUUAAUUACUAAAGAUAGUAUAGAAGAAAAAGUUAUGGAUUUACAAAGUUUUAAAGUAUUUAUAGCUUCUAGUGUAGUUACACAACAAAAUGCUGAUAUUGAGACCAUGAAUACACAAGAUUUGUUAGAAAGAUUUAGUAAAUAA